AUGGAUCUGCCAAGGGCGCUUCACAAGGAAGGCAUGUUUGUGGCUAACCUGAACAUUGAAUUGUCAUUCGGCGAUUGGAUGUUGGGAAAGCUCUCGCCGACUCUGAUCCAGGGAAUUAGGGAUGGAUUGCGGAACUUGAAAAGGCUAACAUUCGACGCCAGCAUCCCCCCUAUUGUUGCCAAGUUCGACGUAUAUCAGGACCAUUUCUUCCACUCCUUCCUAGCCGAAGAAUCUGCGACGCCUCGCUACUGGCCCGGUUUCUUCCCGCCGAGGAACUUGCGUCGGCUCGUUGCUGGCCCAACCUGCAAGCUAUCGAAGCCGCUGUCGUCAAUUUUGCUAGCCGAAGUCAAAGUCUACGGCCACAGCUGGGCCGAGUUCUUGGACGCCAUGCAAGGCACAGGCAAAGAGGUGGUUAUUGUGCCAGGUGAUUGGGCCAUAGAAGGAAUGAGGGGCCCAAAGAAGGUCUUCGAGCCCAAGAGAUCAACGGGCAAAUCACUAGCCAAGCUAUAUUUCCAGGGGGAGAUUGACGAGAAUCCCUACCGAGAUGAAGACGGAGAAGUCAACAAAGACGUUUCUGGCAGCGAAAAUGGCGACGACGACGACGACGAGCAUUCGGACUCAUUUAAGCGCAUAUCCGAUUUACAUGAUCAGUAUGGGGGGCGGAGAGAUUGUAUAACAUGA
Molecule: messenger RNA, 681 nt
Organism: Lasiosphaeria miniovina
Lineage: Eukaryota; Fungi; Ascomycota; Sordariomycetes; Sordariales; Lasiosphaeriaceae
Exons: 3
Coding region: 1-681 (226 amino acids)
Source: RefSeq, a predicted model, not a curated record